AUGGAAGCCUACGCUAUCUACUCUAGCCUAAGGUCUCAACUAAACUCAAACAGUGCAGCACUAAAAGAAGUUCAAACCACAAAGACUGGCUUUGCACUAUGUCCCUCAUCUCCGGAAGCCCUCCUAGCCCUUGAGGCCCAGAAAGAGAUUAUCUCUGCAUUCUUUGUUAACUGCCAGAUAGAACGCAGCUCCCGAUGGGUCUCAUAUCGAGUUACCAAUGUGCCAAGGAAAAUUGGCCAAAUCUUGAAUGGCCAAUACUCUCUAAUCCCCGUCAAUCCUACACUUCUGUCCUCAGAAAUAAGCGAAACUACAGGGCUUAAGCCCACAUCUAUUAGCGAGACCACUUCAAGCGCUGUCAACCCUGAUACUCCCUCCUCAAGCUGGUUUUUAUUUAAUGCACACGAUGCUGGAAAUGGCAUAAUGCAAGAUCCUGUGCCCGCCCCUCUCGAUGCCGGCUAUGUGGCUCCUCAGAGCAUACUGAAAAGGGCCAUGCCAAUCGCUGCACAGCCCUGGAACCUCAUCAAUGCCCUCCUAGAUGCAUACACUGUCAUGGACCACAUCCAGCUGAUUUCUUAG
Talaromyces stipitatus ATCC 10500 is the source of this 576-nucleotide messenger RNA. RefSeq lists its product as uncharacterized. The transcript has 2 exons. The coding region runs from base 1 to 576 and encodes 191 amino acids. The record is from RefSeq and is a predicted model, not a curated record. Lineage: Eukaryota; Fungi; Ascomycota; Eurotiomycetes; Eurotiales; Trichocomaceae.